Molecule: messenger RNA, 459 nt
Organism: Cryphonectria parasitica EP155
Lineage: Eukaryota; Fungi; Ascomycota; Sordariomycetes; Diaporthales; Cryphonectriaceae
Exons: 2
Coding region: 1-459 (152 amino acids)
Source: RefSeq, a predicted model, not a curated record
AUGUCGUCGCCUUCAGCCACGGCGCCCAGCCAGGGCGACGCGCCACAGACGAGGCAGUCUGCCAUCUACAAAAUCAUCAUGACUCCUGUCAUCUUCGUCUCUUUCCUUUUCUCGCUGGCGUGGGUUGAGUUCCGCUACUCACUCAUGCGGUCCCACUUCCAUUCAUCCACACAGAGCUGGAUGCCCGAUUGGAUUCAUCACAUUCUCUACCGUGAGGCUCCGUAUCAAUAUGUACGAGCCGAUCCGAAAGAUCCGAGAACGCCGACGACUGAGGCAGGAGGGUCGAGGUGGUACUACCGCACCAAGCAGCGGAAGCUUUUGAAGAUGGAAGUCGAGGAUGCUUUCCGUAUACGCGGAUCGGUGCUCGUGGUGCUGGGACUGCUCGCUGUGGGUGGAACCUGGGCAGCCUGGCGCGCGGUCUGUUGGGCGUGGACUGCCCUCACCGCGAAAUACAGCUGA